GCCAAUGGGAGCGGGCGUCUCAUGGGCCCAAUGGGAGGCGGCCUCGCGGCUGAGCCGAGGAAGCUGGAGCGGCGGCGGCGGCGGCGGCUGGGAUCGGGCCGCCUGGGCGGAGAGCGCGAGCGCGACCCCGGAGCGGGGGCCCCGGCGAGAUGUCUCUGUGCCAGUGUGCGGGGAAGCACAGCGACUCCGACAUGGAGGGCUGCUGCUUCUCGGCGGGCGGGGGCCUGAAGGUGUACCUGCACUGGAGCGGCGAGGAGGAGGAGCGGUGCCAGACCUACACGCAGGGGGUGCUGAGCGCAGAGGAGAUCUGCAUCGCCAUUGCCCAGAAAAUCGGGAUCACGCCGCUCUGCUACAGCCUCUUCGCGCUCUGUGAUGUGCAGACCAGAGUCUGGCUCCCUCCCAACCAUGUGUUUGAAAUCAGCAAAGACACCAACCUGAAUCUGCUCUUCCGCAUGAGGUACUACUUCCGCAACUGGCAUGGCAUGAGCGACAGAGAGCCGGCCGUUUACCGCAACGUUCCCCGGCAGAGCGACGCCCUGGAGGACAAGCUGCAGGGCGGGGCGCUUCUGGACAAGUCGUCCUUCGAGUAUCUCUUUGAGCAGGGGAAAUACGAGUUCAUUAAUGACGUUGUGUCUCUGAAAGACCUUCAGAGCGAGCAGGAGAUCCACCGGUUUAAGAACGAGAGCUUAGGCAUGGCUGUCCUUCACCUCUCUCACAUGGCUCUCAAACGAGGCGUCUCUCUCGAAGAAGUGGCCAAAAAAACCAGCUUCAAGGGCUGCAUCCCGCGCUCCUUCUGCCGGCAGAUCCAGCAGAACAACUACCUGACCAAGUUCCGCAUGAGGAACGUCUUCAGGAAGUUCGUGCAGCGCUUCCAGCGGCACACGGUCAGUGCGGGGAAGCUGACGGAGCAGGACGUCAUGUACAAGUACCUGGCCACCUUGGAGAACCUGGCCCCCCGCUUCGGGAGCGAGCUCUUCCCCGUCCUUUCCUUGGAGGCGGCCUCCGAGGGCGAGAAGGUGCUGCUCUAUGUCAAUGGAGGGCACGCGCAGCUGGAGGACGGCUGUGCCUCCUCUCCCAGGGACAGGCCCGCCACCCAUGAAGUCCUGGUCACCGGCACGGACGGGAUUCAGUGGCGGACUGCCCCUGUUGAGAGUGCAGAAAGCCUCCCCCCCCGGGGCUAUUUUGGGAGGAAGACCAGGGCCAAAGAGCCAUGUCAGCCAGUGGAGAGGAGCGAGGCCAAGUGGGUGCGCUUCUGUGACUUCCAGGAGAUCACACACAUCGCCCUCGAGGGCUGCAAAGUCAGCAUCCACCGCCAGGACAACAAGUGCCUGGAGCUGGUUCUCCCGUCAUACGAAACGGCCCUGUCCCUGGUGUCGCUGGUGGACGGCUACUUCAGGCUCACGGCCGACUCCAGCCACUACCUGUGCCACGAGGUAGCCCCGCCACGGCUGGUGAUGAGCGUCCUGAACGGCAUCCAUGGGCCAAUGCAGGAGGAGUUCGUCUUCGCCAAGCUGAAGCGGGAGGAGCAGGACGGGCUGUACAUCAUCCGCUGGAGCAUCCUCGACUUCAACAGGCUGAUCCUGUCGGUGGUGAAGAGGGACCGAGGGCAGGCCACCCCCAAAUACAGGCAGUUCCGGAUCCAGAAGAGAGGCGACUCCUUCGUGCUGGAGGGCUGGGAGCGGGAGUUCUCCACCGUACGGGAGCUGAUGGACGUUCUCAAAGGCUGCACACUCAAGUCGGGGGACGAGAGCUUCGCGGUGAGGAGGUGCUGCCCGCCGAAGCCGGGAGAGAUUUCAGACCUGAUCAUCGCCCGGAGGGUGAAGGACAGCACCCGGCAGAUCCUGAACCUGACCCAGCUCAGCUUCCACCAGAUCCGGAAAAAUGAGAUCACCCAGAGAGCUCACCUCGGCCAGGGCACUCGCACCAACAUCUACGAGGGCGUGCUGCAUGUCUGCGGGGGUGCUGGCGGGGACGACGAGGCCGAGUACUUCUCCACCGAGCAGAACAACAACAGUCGGGAGAUGCACGUGGUACUCAAGGUGCUGGACCCCAGCCACAGGGACAUCGCCCUGGCGUUCUUCGAGACGGCCAGCCUCAUGAGCCAGGUCUCGCACAUCCACCUGGCGUUCGUGCACGGCGUCUGCGUGCGAGGCUCCGAGAAUAUCAUGGUGGAGGAGUACAUCGAGCACGGCCCCCUGGAUGUCUUGCUGCGGAAGGAGAAAGGCCGGGUGACUGUCGGCUGGAAGAUCACGGUCGCGAAGCAGCUCGCCAGCGCCCUGAGCUACUUGGAGGACAAAAACCUGGUGCAUGGCAACGUGUGUGCUAAGAACAUCCUGCUGGCCAGGAAGGGGUUGGAGGACGGGUUGCUGCCUUUCGUGAAGCUCAGCGACCCUGGGGUCAGCUUCACGGUGCUCUCCCGAGAAGAGCGAGUGGACCGGAUCCCCUGGAUCGCCCCUGAGUGCGUCCAGGAUGUCGGCAGCCUCAGCACCGCAGCCGACAAAUGGAGCUUUGGCACCACCCUGCUGGAGAUCUGCUUUGAUGCGGACGUCCCGCUGAAGGAGCGCACCCCCUCUGAGAAAGAGCGCUUCUAUGAGAAGAAGCACCGCCUGCCUGAGCCGUCCUGCAAGGAGCUGGGCGCCCUGAUCAGCCAGUGCCUGACCUACGCCCCCAGCGAGCGGCCCUCUUUCCGGACCAUCCUGCGGGACCUCACCCAGCUGCAGCCGCACAACCUCGUCGAUGUCACCUCCGUGAGCCCCGACUUCCCCGUGUCGGACCCCACGGUCUUUCAGAAACGCUACCUGAAGAAGAUCCGAGAACUGGGGGAGGGUCACUUCGGCAAAGUGAGCCUGUACUGCUAUGACCCCACCAACGACGGCACCGGGGAGAUGGUGGCCGUGAAGUCGCUGAAGUCCGGCUGCAGCCAGCAGCUUCUCACCAGCUGGAAGAGGGAGAUCGAGAUCCUCAAGACGCUCUACCACGAGAACAUUGUCAAGUACAAGGGCUGCUGCAGCGAGCAAGGGGAGAAGAUCGUGCAGCUCAUCAUGGAGUACGUGCCCCUGGGCAGCCUGCGGGAUUACCUGCCCAAGCACAACGUCAGCCUGGCCCACAUCCUCCUCUUUGCCCAGCAAAUCUGCGAGGGCAUGGCUUACCUGCACUCCCUGCACUACAUCCACAGGGACCUGGCUGCUAGGAACGUGCUGCUGGAGAACGAGAAUGUGGUGAAGAUCGGUGAUUUCGGACUGGCCAAAGCCAUCCCCGAAGGGCACGAAUAUUACCGUGUCUGCGAGGACGGAGACAGCCCUGUCUUCUGGUACGCUAUGGAGUGCCUGAAGGAGUGCAAGUUCUAUUACGCCUCCGACGUCUGGUCCUUCGGCGUCACUCUCUACGAGCUCCUGACACGCUGUGACUCCAGCCAGAGCCCCCCUGUGAAAUUCAUCGAGAUGAUUGGCGCGACUCAGGGUCAGAUGACAGUGCUGAGGCUGAUUGAGCUGCUGGACAGGGGGAAGAGGCUCCCGAGCCCGAAGGACUGUCCUUGUGAGAUCUACUGCUUAAUGAAAAACUGCUGGGAAUCCGAAGCUUCCUUCCGCCCAGCGUUCAAGAACCUCGUCCCCAUCCUGAAGAACUUCCACGAGAAAUACAAGGCUCAGGCCCCCUCAGUCUUCAGCGUGUGUUGAGUGGGAUGCUUGGGAACUUGCUUGGGGAAGGACCACGGCUGCCUUCAGCUGGAAACCCUCUGGUGGAGAGGCCACUUGGAAGUGCUGGGGAGGGUUGAGACUUCACCACUUGCUGCCUCGGUGCUGCUGCUGCACGGAACCGUCCUACUCGAUCCACUUUUCCACCGUGUGCCUUGGAGUCCAGGGAACCCUCCGUGUAAGGAGAGAGGGCUGGCGAAGCUUCUGUUGCCACUUCUGCUUUGGCCUGGAUUCGUAGGCGCUCCAGUCAGGGGGAUUUUAAUCCCGGGAAGUGCAGCCAGAGGAAGCUGUGGGGCUGUCUGGCAGCCAGGCGCAUCUCAGCAAACCUCUUGGCUUGUGUCAGCGCUGUGCAGCCGGAGCGCUGUGCGUGUUGGAAGGGCUGGACGGACGUGUGAAAAAGCCUCCUUGGAGCCUAACCGGCCGCGUCCCGGGCUGCUGUCAGGAACUCCUAACACCUUUGCAGGGAGCUGUGGGGCAGAGGCUGGGCUUGAGGGGUGGGUACUUCUGGGGGUAUAGGCCUGAAUUUAGCCCUGUAACGCUGCAUCUGGGGCCAGGGGAAGCAGGGGGUGCGUGGUUAAGGCAGCUGCCGAGGGAGGGCUCGAAGCAUUUUUAGGAAGGACACACUGGGCCCGCGCCGGCUCCCUCCUCCAGCCGGACACGGGCUCCCAGCCUGCCCUGCUCUGUGGUGCCUCUCUUGGGCGUGUCCCCCCCCCUGUUCUUCUGGCCCAUCCUCCAGCUUCUUGCGAUCUUGGCCAGUUUGUACCAUAAAGCACCCCAGUGCCUGCUUCCGCUGGCAACCCCCGGGACAGCGCCGGCUGCUUCUGUAACCCCCUGGGCAGCUGCCUGGGCCCCCUCUGCUCCCCUCUCGCCUUGAGCAGAGAGACGUUCCCCCUCCAAAGGCCCCUGGGGGCGGGGGCAGGCUGCCUGAGGGGGCUGCCCUCUCCGCAUUGCCUGCUGGGCCUGGCUUUCUCCAGCGUGGAGCCCGCCCCUCCCCAGCCUCUGACCAGGGCCUCUGCUGGCCCUGCAGUCAGAGGCCUUUUCUGUGCUCCGGGGCUGCCCUUCGGUGCUCUCCUGCAGCCUUGGCUGCCGCCCAGGGGGCAACAAGGGGAGCUCCUGUGCCCCACUGGAGGGGCUGUUUGGGGCCCAGAGGGAGCAUGUGUUGGCUGCUGCCCCCAUUCACGGGAAAGCUCCCUGAACAGGCAGCAGCUGCCCCAGCCUGUCUGGCCAUGGCGCUCGAACGCCUCGGUGAGACACGUCCGCUCCAAGGGGAGGUACCAGGCCGGUCACUCUGCUGCCGCGUCCACGUGCCAGCCAAAGGGUUUCCCGCCCAGGAGCCAAGCACUGAAUUAGAUCAUGUGGUCGGGGGAGGGGGCUGGAGCCUGCUGGCCUUAAACCAAAUCCGGAUCACGAGACAAGAACGGCCUUUAUCUGCUGACCAGAUCGCAGCCCCACCCUGUCCUCUGGCCACCUUACGCCAGCGUUAGCCAGACUAGUCCUGAAAAAGCCAGUUAGCCCUUUAGUCCUGGUUGUGGGGCCGUGUCUAGAGAAGCAGGCAAACAACAUCCAGCCGAAUGCCCUCCUCCUCAGCAACAGGGACUGCUGCGCUCGCGCGUGUGCUCGGCCUGAGGGCUCAGAUUCGUUCUCCAUGCGCUGCAGAGACGGCUGCACUGCCACCGUCGGUUACGUUACAAAACCCGGUGGAGGGACGGCUCAAGCCCUGAAUGAACAAGGCCUUAGAUCCGUGCGUGUGCUGCCAACAUCCGCUCAACCAGCCUGUAGCCUUAGUGUUAGUUGCUCACUGUCUCGGCUAAAUGCCUGCAGUGGAUUUUGCGACAGAAAUGGGUGUGGGCUGUACCCAGCCCAUCUGACUCUGCAGAACAUUUGGGGUCUGGUUCACCGGCUUUGAGCAAGUGAACAUUUGUGGCACUUUAUUACUAACGAAACGGUAGCAGUUGGGUGUCCCAGUUGUGUUUGGUUCUUGGCGUCCCCGUAGCCCUCAGUCUCUUGUAGCCACAGGCUAGAGAGCGGGUGCCAUUGCCUGGUGCCCAGCGCCCAGCCCCAGAGCUGAACUGAUUGCAGUGAGGUCUAGGAGCCAAAGUCAAUAUGUUGCCUGCAGCAAUGGAAAUAAAGUCACUCAAGCGCCGAUCCCGCUGACCCUGAGGUGGUCACAGGCCAGGACGGUCUCUGGCAUUGGAGCAGCCAGAGCUGCUCCCGCUUCCUGCCCUGCCAGCUGGGCUGCAGCCGGGAAGGGACACCCGCAGCUCCAAGGGCGCGUGGCUCCCACGGUCUCCCAUAGUAAUGGGGCCAAUGCUUCAGUUUAAAAAUCACAGGGUCCCGGUCAGGGAAUGCACUUCCAAUUCCUAAUCAAAGACGUGUUUCCUUAACACAUCGAGGGCUACAGAAUGGACACCCCUGGCCAGCUACUGCAUUGGACAGCUGUGGUCCCCUGACCUCUCUUCUAGGAGGCUGCUACAUGAGGAAAUCUUCCUUCAGUAUUUGUAACAUACCUCUAGUCUUGCCUUUGUAUCUUGCCACUGUAUUUCCACAUACACAGCUCUUCCCCUGACCAGCCUCCAAAGGCUUAUUCACUCCUGGCCUGGACAACUAGGGAGGAAUCUUCUAAUGUGACCAAUGUGUUGCUUUGGCUCAAAGGAAAUAAAAGGCCUGGGAAGAGAUUGUGUGUAUAAAAGUGCAAUGUUUUUGUAAAGGAAGGAGGAUCGUUUCAUCUGAGUUAGCAAGCGUCACUCUUUCUAGAGGGAGGCCUUGGAUGGAUUGUUCCUAAAAUCACGCUGUUAAACUGUAUAAUAGUUGAUUUCCCCACCCCGUAUUUAUUGUCUGCUCUGUAAAUGUCACUGAAAUAACCUCUGCAGUGAGCCAUGUGCCUGAAGUGUGGAGCAAUGCUGCCGGCCUCCUGGGGCCAUCCUGCGCCAUGGUCUGCGUGUCGACCUUUUCCGCAAAAAUGGACUUCAGCAAUGUGCCUUGCGUCUUGCCCUUGUGCUGGAGCUGUGCCUCCCUCUCUCCCCAGGGAAGCGUGGGUGAUUGAACAAGCUGCAGCUUCCUUGCUUCUGGCCAAAGCGCCUGUGUGUACAGAGACUUUUUUUUUCUAUUGGACAGCGGGAGAUGAUUCUCUAAUGUGAACGUCACUGGUCUCAGUGCUAAUCUACUACUGGCUGGUAUAACCCGUAGCUGGUAACAUCCCUGAACUUUUCUGCAAAUAAAGUACUUUACACAGGAA
Molecule: messenger RNA, 6927 nt
Organism: Mauremys reevesii (Reeves's turtle)
Lineage: Eukaryota; Metazoa; Chordata; Testudines; Geoemydidae
Gene: TYK2
Product: tyrosine kinase 2
Exons: 24
Coding region: 150-3674 (1174 amino acids)
Biological process (GO): intracellular signal transduction; peptidyl-tyrosine phosphorylation; cytokine-mediated signaling pathway
Cellular component (GO): membrane; cytosol; cytoskeleton
Molecular function (GO): cytokine receptor binding; ATP binding; non-membrane spanning protein tyrosine kinase activity
Source: RefSeq, a predicted model, not a curated record